AUGCAUCUGUGCUUAGUUUCAUUUCAAGCAAUUUUAGUAGCUGUUUUAGUGACAAAUCACUACUAUAUCGAUGAAGUGGAUGCAGAAAAACAUUUUGCGGCAGUCGGGGACUGGUUUAACAGUAUGGAAAGAAAACCAGAUAUUCAGGGUGCGAUGAACCAGUUACUCGAACAAAUUAGAACAACUGCCGACCAAGUUAUAAAUAUCCAUAGAAGAAUGUAUAACGAGACAGAGAAAAAGAAAGAAAUAAAAGAAGAACCCGAUUUAUCUGCCCAUGUUAACCAGCCCGAACUAGCUCACCGUAAUCCUGUGGCUGCGCUCGAUGCCAGUGGUAUCACAACAGAAAAUGAUACCGAGACAGAAACAACGGCGAAUGAAGUAACAGAAAAACAAGAGGCUCCUAAAAAGAAGAGAAGAACAAAAAAGCACAAGAGAAAGCACAAACCUAAGCCUAGACCUAAGCCCAAAACCGAACAAAUGGAGGAACAACCAGGUCAAGAGUUCCAAGAUCAAAAAGUAGAAACUACAACAGAAAAAGAAAUACCGGAAUUCCCAAAAAGAGCUCAAAAGAAGGAACAUAGAAGAAAGUUAAAGAAGAAGUUCGUGAAAAUGACUCCGAAAGAAGAAAUCAAAAACGCAUCAGUCAAUAAUUCGGAUUCAGAUGAAGUUAAAGUUAGGAAGCCUGUUGAUAUUAUUGUACAUAUUAAAAUGAAUGAAUAG
Helicoverpa zea (corn earworm) is the source of this 720-nucleotide messenger RNA. RefSeq names its product FK506-binding protein 4-like. The coding region runs from base 1 to 720 and encodes 239 amino acids. NCBI's taxonomy places the organism in Eukaryota, Metazoa, Arthropoda, Insecta, Lepidoptera, Noctuidae. The record is from RefSeq and is a predicted model, not a curated record. The transcript is spliced from 4 exons.